AAAAAGAGUAAUGCAAAAUAAUUGAGACACAGCUGCGCAAAACACAACGAAGCCCCAUUUAUAAUCAAACAUUUUUUAAGUUGUUGCUUAUACAAAUCAGAAAAAAAAUGGGUGUCUGUUUAUCCUGCUGUGGCAAUAGCGCCGAGGAAGCGAAUCUGAUGCCGUCGCCGGAGGAACGUCGUCAGCAACAAUUGGAAGCGGCAGAACGCAGACGUCUUGAGAAUGAAUCGCGUGGUGUUAAAAAUCCACAAAGCGUACGCCGACAGCAGCAAAGAGCAGAGGAUCUGGAACGCAGGGAGGAGGAGGCAGCACGUCAAGGAGGUGCUAAUCCCAAUUUGAGGUGGCAGACCAGCUAAAAGUUGUUCCCGUGGCCGUGCACUGAAAAUUGGCCCCUUUUGUUAUCACCGUAUACCUUAUCAUUAUAAUAUGUGUACCGUGCAUUUUGUAUAUUCUUGUAUAUUCGUACCGUGCAUAAGCGGUCUUAUGGUCUUUAGUGUGGCAGCUACAAGAAUAUCCAGUGUCAAUUAGAUAUGGCGCUGGAUAAAGUGUAUUGCUACAUUUUAAAAGUACGUAUCUAUGUAUUAUAUAUUUAAGAAACUAUGUACUAAAAUAAAAA
This is a messenger RNA of Scaptodrosophila lebanonensis, 616 nucleotides long. RefSeq names its product small VCP/p97-interacting protein (gene Svip). Gene Ontology annotation, biological process: negative regulation of VCP-NPL4-UFD1 AAA ATPase complex assembly; negative regulation of retrograde protein transport, ER to cytosol; positive regulation of autophagy. The coding region runs from base 108 to 356 and encodes 82 amino acids. NCBI's taxonomy places the organism in Eukaryota, Metazoa, Arthropoda, Insecta, Diptera, Drosophilidae. The transcript has 3 exons. The record is from RefSeq and is a predicted model, not a curated record. Gene Ontology annotation, cellular component: endoplasmic reticulum membrane.